Zophobas morio is the source of this 12957-nucleotide messenger RNA. RefSeq lists its product as uncharacterized. The record is from RefSeq and is a predicted model, not a curated record. The transcript is spliced from 5 exons. Lineage: Eukaryota; Metazoa; Arthropoda; Insecta; Coleoptera; Tenebrionidae. Bases 153 to 3764 code for a protein of 1203 amino acids.
ACCAAUAGACAGACUGGGAAAGAGAUAGUGUCAUAGAAAAGAUAACAAUUUGUUAUCUAUUCUCUGUUAGUGUCGCAAAUUCGCAAAUAACAGGAAGUCCAUUCAUUCCACAUCACAGUGUUGCAUUCCGAUUAAUUCUUUUCGAAUUAAACAUGGAAACGACUUCGAUAGGAACAAAUAGCGACGAAAGAGACUCAGUACCUGAAAACCCUUCCCCCUUUCAGAUGUUUAAGAAGAGAACAGGUACCACGGACGUAGGCAAAGACUACGAACAUCUCUACAUAGCGAAUUUAGUUUUAAAAUUAGUAAUUGACGAUGACGUGGAUGAUUUUAAUUUGUCAUCAAACGAUAAUCAAUAUGGAUCUUUCGACGACGUUGUAGUUGACAUUAACUUUAAAAAUCGCACAGAAACGUUCGCCGUUCAGUUAAAACACAUCAAGAGAGCACCAAGAAUAAAAAUUGAGCAGCUAAACGCAUCAUCUGGAAACUUUAGUCUCGACAAGUAUUACGAAAACUUCAAAAAUGAACCAAAGUUAUCUGAGCGGCCUAUCAAGAUGGUUUUGUUUACCAAUUCUAAGUUAAAUAAUGAACAUAUCGAUCGGUUAAAAUUUGGAAAAUUGGUCCAGUGUGAUCAAGAUAGCGUGCUAAGAAUUUCAAAAUCGAGAGGACAGUGUCAUAAAUUUGAAGCAAGUGAACCUAAUUUGCCGAAAUAUGAAGAAUUUUUUGAAAAUUUAUAUUUCUAUAGUGAUCAACCACAUGUCAAAGAACUUGAAAAGUGUACAUUCGAAAUGUUCAAAAAAUAUUUUAGUAGUAGCGAAAUCACUUUUCGCGAGUAUGUACAUUUUAUAAACCAAUGGAGUAUGAAGGAAGGGGAAAAAAUCGCUUUAAAUAAAACGUUUAUAAAGGACGUGAUAACACUUUGUGCAUUUGCACCUUUUAUCAAGCCGUUAUCUUUUGUUGCCGGUGGAUCAAGUGACACCAAAAGAACAAUAUUUAGAGAAGCUGUUUCGAAAUUUGACUUGACUGUUAUAAAUAAAAAGAAUUUUGAAAAAAUCGACUCACUUUGGGCAAAUGCUGUUGACGGUAUAGAUGAUAUGGAAGAAACGAUUAAAGUUAAUAACUUAUAUCAACUUAUAGAUGACAGGAUAGAAAGUAAGGAAAGCCUCUAUAAUAAGGACGAAACGAAAGUGUCGAAGCUCCUGUGGUUACUGGGAAAAAGUCCGUUGGUCGUUGAAGGAUGCUCAGAAGUGUAUCAAGCAAUGAAAAUAUGUCAAGUUCGAAAUCUAAUUAUAUUAGAUAAUCGAGAAACGUUUAACCACGGUGUUGCGGAUCAGUAUCACAUAUUUCAAAAGUUGUCAGAUUUAAACGAAUACGCACAGUUCUAUGCAGAAAUCUUAACGAAUUUUACCUAUUCAUUAGAAGGUCAAAAAGACGUUGAACUUAAAUAUUUGUUAGAAAUCUGCGAAGAUAACGCCAACUUUAUCACUACCGAUGAUUUCGUCGAAAUGAUGGAAGCUCCACUCUUGAUUGGAAAAUACAAAGAUGCUCUGCCACCCAGUCAUAUCGAAAGAAAGUUGACCAAAAUUUUAAUAGAUGUGAAAUUUUUGAAAACCUUCGAUCGAAAUACAGCUGCUUUAGUUGACUGCGUAACAGAUGUUGAUUAUUUUAAAACAAUGUUACCAAAUUUAGUAAUUAGCGAAGUGAAUGAUAUUGGACUUAUCCAGAACACAAUUCAUGAUCAAAAAAUCUACAUUAGUGGAAGCGAAAUUUUGCGGGAGGAAUUUUCUGCGCUGUGCGAAAAAAACUCAGAAGUUUUAUUUCAUCACUUCAGAUAUUUAGACAAUCAUCGAUUGGAAUGGAUAGAAAGUGUGAAUUAUGGUCCGGAACGACGAUACAUUGACGAACUUGAGAGGUUUCGUCUACAAAGUGAAUUUAUGGAAUACACUAUACGCGAACAAGAAUACUUCAGUCAGUCGCGGCAAAAUAUCAACAUUAUCUGUGCCGACCCUGGUAUGGGAAAAAGUACAUUAAUGAAGAGUUUAAAAAAUAGCAGCUGUUCGUCAACGUGGGUCAUCUUAAUCUACGCUAGAAAUCAUGCCUUACACUUCAGGAAACAUGGAUCAAGCGUGGAGAAUUUUUGUGAAUAUAUCUUAGAAGAUACUUUUAAGGAAUGUACAAACUCGUUCCACCAAAAGGUGUUGAAAUCAAUGUUGGAACAAAACCAAAUACAACUAGUAUGGGAUGGAAUUGAUGAAGCAUCUGACACCACUCAAGCUUCUAUUAUGAUGUUAGUAACCACUUUUUCGGAAAAAGGCCUGAAGCAAUGGCUAACGUCUCGAAACAAUUUGAAAAAUUUGUUAGAAACCAAGUUAGGUAUGUUUGCACGAAAUAUAAAACAGUUUAGUGAGACCGAACAACAAGAAUAUAUUAAAAACCGUUUACGGAUUACCGAAGAUGAGUUAACUGAAACUUUUAAUAAAAUAAGAAAAAACAUAAUGUCUUUUCCAAAUUACGAAAUUUUGGGCAUUCCUCUACAAAUUUAUAUGCUUACAGAAUUGUUUUUAACAGACAGAGACAAAUACCUACAUUUGUUAGACGGCAUUUUCACUGUUCUUGAUCUAUACGAACAUUUUGUUGAUGAAAAAUUUCAUGUUUUAUACAACGACAAGAAAGAAAUUACUUUAAGAAAUGAACAAAAUAUCCAGAAUUUUGAAAAAGAAAAAAACACUAAAAUGAAUCAUUAUAAAAGCUUAGCUGCAAGUUAUUACCUUUAUAACUCUUUUAUAAGCAAAAUUGCCAAUACCUUAUUUCGUUACGACAAAACAACUGACAGUUUUCUAGAAAAACUUAAAAAGGAAGGUGAUGACGUGGGAUUUAUAAGCCGCGUUAUAUCUAAAUAUGACGUUGAUUUCACUCACAAUUCGUACGGUGAAUAUUUUGCAGCUUUGCAUUUAUUUGAACAGGAAGCUUCUAAAGCACGCGACAAAAAAUUUAUUUCUGACAGUCGAUUUAAAAACAUCCGAUUUUUUUUAGAUUUAAUGUUAUCGAGAAAUUCUAAAUGUUUAGUAGGUGUUAUAUAUAAAAAUCUUACAAUUCUAGAAAAAUUUACUGAUGCAGAUUUACUUGAAAAAGAUAUCAUUGGUCGUGACAUUUUGGAAGUGGCUUGCGCGUGGAAUAAGAGUUAUCCACUGGUUAAAAAUAAUAUUCUUGUGAAUUACCAGAAUUUUGACAAGGAGUGGAUAAUUAAUAAUAAUAAAGAACUUGUCAAGGAUUUAAAUUAUCGUGAUGUAGGUCCAAAAUUUUAUAAGUUUGGCGCAUCAAAUAAUGUCUGUUUUAAAAAAUUGAUGAUUUUCUUACCAUUUUUGAUUCCAUUGUAUGACGGUAAUCAGUUUGCCGCGGAAUAUUUAGCAGCAGUUUUGUAUUAUACAAUUAGGUUUGAUUUUCCAAUUAUUUUUGAGUGUAUUGAAAAUUCCAUUCCUUUAAAAAGCACUUACAAUAAUAUUAAUCCAAGAAGUGUUUUAGCUUUGGCUCUUUUUAACAGAUCGGCGAGAAUAUUAAAAAAACUAUUUUCAGAUAAACGAAAUCAGUCUGAAUGGGACUGUGUAGACGAACUUUUAGUUUUGGAUUCAGAAAUUGACGAAAUUUUGACUUUUGCAUUAGAUUUGCCUGAGUUUAGCAUUGAUGUGCCAAAUUCGAGAGGUCAGUCGUUGGCGCAUUAUGCAUGUAAAAACAAUCUGACUAAGAUGUUGCCACACGAUUUUUAACCAAAAGGUCGAAUCCGAUUCAGGGCCAGCUGGUGGCAAUUGGUGCCGGCUAUUGUUACGCUCAGGGGCCGAGGGUUGAUUAGGUUUGGCCUGAAUCAGGGGAAAACGAUACGUAACUUAAUCUCUAAUUGGGCGCCAAGGUCCUCCGGCAAAACGGUGGUGGGAAGUGCUUGGACCUAAAGCACUUCUCGAGCCGACCUGAACUAUCGGGUAAAAAAAGAAAUGUGGGUGUGAGUUGUAUAUUGAGAAAAAGGAAAAAAAAAAAUAAUCAAUUAAUUAUAAUUAAGUAAAUAGUAAACGCCAGCACAGCAGCGUCUGACAAGGUGAAAUUUAAAUUAAGUACUUGCAAUCUUAUUCCGACUCGCCGCCACUGUAAUCGGUACGACUACCAUUACUACGCUUCACCAUAGGCCGUUUGAUCAAACUCCGCAGGCGCAAUUCGCGUAAGUCCUAGACGAAUACGUACGCACCCGAUUACAUUACAGAGCGGACAACAAAAAAAAGAAACUUGCUUAACUAAAUUAUCAAUAGAAUUACUGCCACGAUGUCAACUACAUCAACUGCGUGAUACGCUCUGACCUUGUUCCUUAUCGGCGAAGUCUGACGACAGUCUCGAAGUGGCAAAUGCAAAUCCAGGCUGCUCCGGGGGGUGCAAAGUGUCGAACGGACAGCGAUCUCCAAUUCACGGCGUCGAAGAACCAGGGGGGUCAACAGGGAUCAGAUUCGCAGGCGAAAAUCACGUAGUGAUAAGCAAUACAGCAGUCAGAAGAUAAGACAAAAAGAAAAAGGAAAAAAAAAAGGGUCCUGCAAGGAGGGAAAAAACAGUUGUAGCGUAAUGAAAUCGAAAUAGUCUGGUCUUACUCUGGUGGCAGGCGACCCUAAUGUGUUUGGCACGCAGCUAGGCCCCAAAAUCCGGAACAAAUCCGAAGACUGGCCGGAACCUUCACAAAUGUCCCUCAGGACGUCGUUCCUGGACCGAGUCUAACUGGGCGGUGCUUGCCCGGACAAUCCCAUCCACUGGCGAGCGCAAAUUGCUCAAAAUUCCUGGACAGCACCAGCACUCCCGCACGUGGCAAAAAUUUUCCAACCAAAGAGACUAAUGGCGACUCAAAAACGGAUGUUAAAAAACCCUACCCCGGCUUCUCGAAGGUUUUUCCUUGAAGGGGGAGAAAGGCGGGAAAUUUCCGCCAUAAAGGCUAUGAUGAAAAAGGGCUAACUAUUUCAAAUUUGACACAUAGUUCAACUUCCGCUGCUUUGCUCCUGCGUACAACCUCUGUCAAGUUUUUGACAUUCAGUUAACCUCCUAAUCCAAGUGUCAACAGCAAUACACGCGCCAAAAUAACGCAAAUCGAAUUUCAAAACGAUAGGAGUAGCAAGGCAAAGAGGGAGGAAAGCCACCCCCAACAUCGGGUGAGUCGUAUUUACAAUGCAAACAGAAAUGGCCUUCGAGCUCUUCGUAGGCCAACAACCCUUGCCCGUCAACUACGCUUCCCUCCUACAGGAUAAAGUUCAGGGCUUAAUUUAAGGAACUCAGGACCCGCUCAUGUAAAAUCUUAUCACCUCUCUAGGGCAGAGCGUUCCCAAACCAGCUAUGUAUUACUGGUUGCCUUCUUACAGGCGCGCUUUACCGUACAUGAAGAGGCGAAGGAGAGAAGAAAUGUGGCUUAUCACGGAAGUCAAAACUCAACCGUGACAAUGCCCCCUCCCUAAAAUACGUAAAUUUUCUAACAAAUUUACGAGCGGAUCUAGUUGAAGAUGAGCCCGUUGAAGCCACUAAGUAAAAGUUACGGGUGGAGCAUGUAUAACCGGUAGCGACCAAUUCUCCGGCAGCGAAACGGCAUCUCGAACCGGUUCCGCCUUCAAAAGAGGUUCCCACGCGCGUCGCGAAUGGGUGUUAACAUCGCGCCGUUGCGCACUCAGCAAUCCUUGGGAACCCUCGUCGACGCCACCGUUCGAAAUCCAUCCCUCGCAACCGGAAUCCUCAGAACGCCACCGUCCUUCCAAACAAGCUCCUUAUACCCCAAAUCCCACGAAAACUAAAGGUUAAAUAGAAAUUCUAAGAAAAAUGCCAAAAAGGAUAAAAUUUUGUUUUAACUAACCUAAACCUAACACGUCGAACUAACGACAAAACUAACAGGGACCGCAGGCGGGUCACCACUCAAAAUAACUUCCCUAGGACGAACGUGUCCGAACCCACGACCCAAAAGCACUUAAGGAAAGAAAAAAACUCGAGGCAGGAUACCUAGUACGCGCGACCGUCAUGUACGACCUACACGUCCGAAAAAGACCGACGUCGCCCCUGCCCAUCCCCUCAGGAAUGGGUUGCAGUGGCGCCGUCCCCCACUACAUGCGGCAUCACAAAGAAAAGAAGAAACAUCCACCAGAGAACAAAUAUACACAACAAUGGUCGCGUCCACCGUCGACGCCCCACUAGGAAUCCUUCCCCACCUGCUCCAAAACGGCAGGAUUUGCGACCUCUACCGGGCCUCACAAUCGGGUGGAAAAAAAAAAAUUAAGUCGAAUCCGGGAAAAAAAAAAUAAGAUAAAGUCCAAAUCCAAUGUAUAGCAAGAAUAGACUGAUCGAUUCCGGGGUGGCUCGCAUCAAACUCGCUAACUAAACUCAACGAAAACCGAAACUGCAAUGUCAAAAACUACGCUAACCGAACCCGGAUAUCUCGAUGGAAACACCAGUCUUACCGUUGGCUCUUGGCGGACUUUUACCGCCCAUGGCGACCCAUGAUCGACGUAGUCUUUAGCCCCAUCGACAGAGCUAACCACUUCGAAACUAACCAGCGUCAUCAUAAGGUUCGGCUACCGGCUUGAGGUCCUGAACAUGCCAGACACCUUUCCCAUGACCAUGUUCGUCUGUCAGCUCAUAUGUCCAGGCUCCAGCCCUCCGAGCUAUUAUAAACGGCCCGACGAAUUUCGGACCCAGCUUCGCAGCAUAAUGAGCGGCAGCGUCGGAAAGACUCUUGUCGCGGCGCCAUACUUCCUGCCCAACCUCAAACCGCACUGGCCUCCUCCGGAGAUCAUAAGCAUGCUUGUUGCGGACGAAGGCAGAUCUCAAUUUCGCGACGAUGUUCGUGUACAGCCGUUCGAAUCCUGCUUGCCUUUUGCGGAUCUGACUCGUCAAGUCGCUUCCAGGCUCCGAUACCGAGUUAUCAAAGUCAGUCCCGAAAAGUUUGUGUUCCCUCCCGAAAUUGGCAAAAUAUGGACUAUAGCCUGUAGUCUCGUGUCGGGAAGAUCGAAUGGCGCAGCCUAUUGCGGCGAGAUUGUCGGCCCAAUGGCGAUGGUCUUUCUUCACGGUCGUUGCGAUCAUUGUCUUCACGACACCAUUUACCCGUUCCGUCGGAUCAGAUCGCGGGUAAUACAAAGGGGUAUACGACAACGUGACUCCGUAACUCUCACAGAGUUUACGAAACUCCCUGCUGCGCAUCUGCGUGCCAUUAUCGCAAACUAGGUACUUUGGGGCACCAUAUACUAAAAACACUCCUUCUUCGACACACCUGGACAGAAUCUUGGCUGAGCCGGUCCGAAUCGGAAACAACAAAACAUAUUUGGUGAAGUGGUCAGUUACCACAAGCGUGUACGUAUAACCCUGCGUUGAGCGUGGAAAGGGUCCAAUAAAGUCUAGGCUAAUCAACUGCCAAGGAGCCGUGAUAGUCGGUCUGCCUCCCAUUAACCCGGCUGGUGCUUUCCGUUCCACCUUAUAUCUCGCACAGGUGCGGCAUCCUUUGACAUAUCGAACUAUGUCAGCCUGCAUCUUCGGCCAGAUAUACUGUUGGCGAACCUUCCAAAAGGUCUUAAACAUUCCCACGUGACCAGCGGCGGGGAUAUCGUGACAACGCUCCAAAAUCGACUUCCGAUGAUCCUUCGGCACCACCAGUUUCCAAAAAUCGGACUCCCCAUAGAACUCAGGGAGACUGCAUUUGAUGUACUUAUACAGCAGCCCGUUUUCCACACGGUAGGCCGGAUACUUCCCAGGAUUCUCGACGACCGAAAUCAACAUCUUCUGAUACCACUUAUCGGUGGUCGCCCGAAAAUCAUUCGAAACCGCGUCCACGGAAUCUAGGGAGAUUGGCACGGAACGCGACAGCAUGUCAGGUACCACGUUCUCCUUCCCUUUUCUAUGCACAAUGGUGAAGUCGUACGGUUGGAGUCUCAACGCCCAUCGAGCCAGGCGACCUUGCGGGUCUUUUAGACGGUGGAGCCAAAGCAAACUAUAAUGGUCGGUAAUAACCGUGAACCGAGCACCCUCUAAAUAAUGCCUCAACUUUUCUACCGCCCAAAUCACCGCAAGACACUCUCGCUCCGUGGUCGAGUAAUUGCGCUCAGCCCGGGAAAGUGAACGGGAGAUGAAACAAAUAGGCUUUUCACCGUCCUCAAAUUUUUGACUCAAAACCGCGCCAACCCCAAACGCCGAAGCAUCACACUGGAGCACGAACUCGCGACUAAAAUCGGGACAACUCAAAAUUGGGGCGGUGACCAAAGACUCUUUUACCUUCCGAAAUGCGUCAUCGCACUCCGGUGUCCAGUUGAAAUGAACCCGUUUACGCGUCAGCUGGCCCAGGGGUUCCAGCACCGAGGAAAAGUUUGGUACAAAUUUCCGGUACCAUGAAGCCGUACCAACAAAUCGACGCACCUCCGUCACGUUCCUAGGAACAGGAAUGUCCACAAUGGCCUGUACUUUCUCCGGAUCCGGACGCAAUCCAUAUUGAUCCACGACAUACCCUAGAUAUCUCAACUGGGGACGACAGAACUGACAUUUUUCGAUACUAACUAACAUUCCAGCCUUCUGCAAGCGAUCAAAAACCUGAUUCAACAACGACAAAUGUGUCUCAAAAUCUUGAGAGACCAGAACAACGUCGUCCAAAUAAACAAACACAUAAGGCUGGAGGUCAACACCGAUCACUUGAUCCACAAUCCGCUGCCAAGUGGCAGGAGCACCAGUGAGACCAAAAGGCAUGCGCCGAAACUGAAACAACCCACGGCCUGGUACCGUGAAAGCCGUGUACUCUCGUGACUCGGGCGACAGCUGAACCUGCCAGAACGCACUCUUAAUAUCGAUGGUACUGAUGUAUCUUGCGUCCCUCAAGCUAUCUAAAAUGGAGGAAAUAUACGGCAAAGGGUAGGCGUCUUUUUUAGUAACUGCGUUGAGCCUCCUGUAGUCAACACAAAAACGAAAACUACCGUCCUUCUUCCGCACUAAACAAACUGGUGAAGACCAUGCAGAAUUGGAAGGCUCGACUACGCCCAUCUCGAGCAUUUUACCUAACUCCUCGUCCACUGCCUUCUGCCUCAACGGAGAAAUCGGAUAGUAACGUUGCUUAAGCGGAGUUGCACCCGGCAACAAUUCGAUGUGAUGUUGUGCAACCUUCACACACCCGAGAGGACCUUCCAUCUGCGACAACCUAGAAUCGAGAAGGGUGGUUAAAGCCGUUCGUUCUUCCGGGGUCAAGGUGUUCUCAGCCUGAAUACUACCGCACUCAACUGCACUCUCAUCCUCGGCUGCAAAGUGCCACACACUCUGUCGCAAGUCGGGUACGAUCCUCAUCGCCUUCCAGAAGUCGACACCCAAAAUCAACGAAUGCGGCACCUCAGGAACUACCAAAACAUCGAUCCACUGCACCUGAUCAAUGAGCUGUACUGGAGCGCGAACAAAACCUACACACGGGCACCUAGCCCCGUUGGCUACAGUACACUCCAACGUAACCGGAUGCAGACGAAUACCCGAGGACUUGAGUAUUUUCCAUCCAGGACCACCCACGAUAGUACGAGAAGCACCUGAAUCUAAUAAACCGCGGAAAGAACAUCCAAACACCGUUACGUCUAGAUAAGGUCGUUCGUCGCCUUUCGCGUGCUGCAGAAUGAAAUCUAACAAUAGUUGGUUGCGGUCAAAAGUCUGGGGAAAUGGGGAUGAAGGGGAUACAGUAUUGCAACCGUCUACUGUCCCCUCCGGCCGUUUCCCGAACAGUCAGGGCAAGUCUUCGAAAUAAACCCUUGCUUGCCACACUGGUAACAACGAAGCUGCUUCGGGGCUUGACACGCGCUCUUAACAUGACCAGAUUUCCGACAGUUCCAGCAAACGACACCCGCUGAGGAACCAGCAGCAGCAGACGAAGUAGAAGCCACAGCGGCGGGCUUUCGAGAACCCUUCGACGGCUUUGCAAGCUCCGCUUCCUCGUAGGCGAGAUCAGGUUCUAAAAGGCUACGCGAAUGACGCUUCUUUGGGGGCCGAAACGAUUCCAUGAUGGAUCUCCGAGCUUCCACCAUGCGACCAAACUCCAAGAGUUCCGCGAAUGAGUUAAUGGUUCGGACUCCCAACUGACCUUGGUAGAAUGGGUCAAGAUUCCGCAACACGAUUUUGAGGCGUGUUGAUUCCGGGACCUCGUAAGUGAGUCUGUCAAAAAGAUUCUCUACCACCGCCAAAUAGAUUCCCAUCGGUUCGUCCGGCCCUUGCGUACGUUGCCGAAUUUCAUCAAACAACCGGUCGUUGUAGUCAGCGGGCUGGAAUUGUUGCCGCAACAGGGCCACUAAGGCAUCCCAAUUAUCCACCCGCUUCCGGUUUGCCCGAAACCAGAUCAAUGCGCGACCCGUUAACAGAUCAAUGGCCCCAUCCAGCAGAUCUCGUUUGCUGAGAUGCCGGGCCACCCGCAGCUCCUCCACUCGCGCCAGGAACGCACUCAGUGACAUCUCCGUCCCGUCCCCCGAGAACUUAAGGUUCCAUUUGGCGACUGGUGCGUAACUUCCGCACCGACUGGGCGCGACAUGGCUGGAGUCCGCUAAGGGUAGAGCUGCCGGUGACGCGACAGCCAGGUCUUCGACUUCUGACUCACUGCUACCCUCGUUCUCCAAUGUCAACAUAUCGAGGUCGGGAAUUACAGCUGACUGAUUGAUCAACGACCGCUCUCGGCGGCGGAUCUUGGUCUGAACCUCCGAGUGCAGGUUCAGGAGUUCGACGAUCAAGAGGGAUUUGGCCGACUUCUCCUCGGGAGACUUGGGUUGCGACCGAUUCGCUCUGCCAAGUCCCCAUGCCAAUUUACUUAAAAUUUUCAAAUGCGCCGGCCCGUCACGCUCCCCUUCAAAACAAUCUAACAACUCCCGUAUCUCGACCGAUUUGUCCCGCAGAACCGUCACAUCCUCGUCGAACUUGAUCGAGUACACUGGGUACUCUAGCGGGGAAGAAGCCCUCUCCAAUUUGAGGAGACUCCUCAACGAUUUCCUCAUCUGAUCGACCGUCUCCACGCCUGUUAUCCCGCGGACUAGCAGCUCGUACGCGAGCUCGUCCCCAGACAGCCGAUUUACUUCAUAUUUCAGCGACAACGCCAUCAUCAAGGUCGAGACCGAUCGUAACCUAUAAGAAAAACUUCAACCAGACGCUAGCUGUUUUCGCCGACCGUUCUAAUAACAACUCACACCGCACAAACAAAAAAAAGAAAUCCAAAUUUCAAAAUCUCGUGUCGAGUGUCCUUUUAAUCGAACACCCUGUGAAUCAAGGGCCCCACGUUGGGCGCCAAAAUUGCCACACGAUUUUUAACCAAAAGGUCGAAUCCGAUUCAGGGCCAGCUGGUGGCAAUUGGUGCCGGCUAUUGUUACGCUCAGGGGCCGAGGGUUGAUUAGGUUUGGCCUGAAUCAGGGGAAAACGAUACGUAACUUAAUCUCUAAUUGGGCGCCAAGGUCCUCCGGCAAAACGGUGGUGGGAAGUGCUUGGACCUAAAGCACUUCUCGAGCCGACCUGAACUAUCGGGUAAAAAAAGAAAUGUGGGUGUGAGUUGUAUAUUGAGAAAAAGGAAAAAAAAAAAAUAAUCAAUUAAUUAUAAUUAAGUAAAUAGUAAACGCCAGCACAGCAGCGUCUGACAAGGUGAAAUUUAAAUUAAGUACUUGCAAUCUUAUUCCGACUCGCCGCCACUGUAAUCGGUACGACUACCAUUACUACGCUUCACCAUAGGCCGUUUGAUCAAACUCCGCAGGCGCAAUUCGCGUAAGUCCUAGACGAAUACGUACGCACCCGAUUACAUUACAGAGCGGACAACAAAAAAAAGAAACUUGCUUAACUAAAUUAUCAAUAGAAUUACUGCCACGAUGUCAACUACAUCAACUGCGUGAUACGCUCUGACCUUGUUCCUUAUCGGCGAAGUCUGACGACAGUCUCGAAGUGGCAAAUGCAAAUCCAGGCUGCUCCGGGGGGUGCAAAGUGUCGAACGGACAGCGAUCUCCAAUUCACGGCGUCGAAGAACCAGGGGGGUCAACAGGGAUCAGAUUCGCAGGCGAAAAUCACGUAGUGAUAAGCAAUACAGCAGUCAGAAGAUAAGACAAAAAGAAAAAGGAAAAAAAAAAGGGUCCUGCAAGGAGGGAAAAAACAGUUGUAGCGUAAUGAAAUCGAAAUAGUCUGGUCUUACUCUGGUGGCAGGCGACCCUAAUGUGUUUGGCACGCAGCUAGGCCCCAAAAUCCGGAACAAAUCCGAAGACUGGCCGGAACCUUCACAAAUGUCCCUCAGGACGUCGUUCCUGGACCGAGUCUAACUGGGCGGUGCUUGCCCGGACAAUCCCAUCCACUGGCGAGCGCAAAUUGCUCAAAAUUCCUGGACAGCACCAGCACUCCCGCACGUGGCAAAAAUUUUCCAACCAAAGAGACUAAUGGCGACUCAAAAACGGAUGUUAAAAAACCCUACCCCGGCUUCUCGAAGGUUUUUCCUUGAAGGGGGAGAAAGGCGGGAAAUUUCCGCCAUAAAGGCUAUGAUGAAAAAGGGCUAACUAUUUCAAAUUUGACACAUAGUUCAACUUCCGCUGCUUUGCUCCUGCGUACAACCUCUGUCAAGUUUUUGACAUUCAGUUAACCUCCUAAUCCAAGUGUCAACAGCAAUACACGCGCCAAAAUAACGCAAAUCGAAUUUCAAAACGAUAGGAGUAGCAAGGCAAAGAGGGAGGAAAGCCACCCCCAACAUCGGGUGAGUCGUAUUUACAAUGCAAACAGAAAUGGCCUUCGAGCUCUUCGUAGGCCAACAACCCUUGCCCGUCAACUACGCUUCCCUCCUACAGGAUAAAGUUCAGGGCUUAAUUUAAGGAACUCAGGACCCGCUCAUGUAAAAUCUUAUCACCUCUCUAGGGCAGAGCGUUCCCAAACCAGCUAUGUAUUACUGGUUGCCUUCUUACAGGCGCGCUUUACCGUACAUGAAGAGGCGAAGGAGAGAAG